AUGCCCACAGAAAUCCUACAGUACGGAGACCACAGCCUCCAAACCAUCACUGUCUCUACCGUAUCGGAAGACCCGAGCACAGGCUACUGGGUGAUACUAAUCCACGGCGGAGCCUGGCGAGAUCCAACCCAGACAGCCUCCAACUACCUGGCCCCUGUCGAGUCCAUCCUCACCGCAUCCCCAGAGUACACCUCCACGACGCUGCCACACAUCGCGGCCUUCGCUUCCAUCGAGUACAGACUGAGUCCGCAUCCAAACCACCCCCAGGAUCCCAAACAUACCCAACCAAGUGAAUACCGAAAUGCCCAACACCCCGACCACCUGCGCGACGUACAGGCCGCUCUGGCUCUGCUGCAGCAAAAGUACAAGUUCGGGAGCAGAUAUAUCCUCGUUGGUCAUAGCGCCGGCGCGACAUUGGCUUUUCAAUCGGUGAUGGGUGCAUUGCAGGGCGGUGCGGCCCCGGCAGCCAUCCUGGGAAUGGCGGGUAUAUAUGAUCUACGGCUUCUGCGGGAUACCCAUCGGGCUAUCUCGGCCUAUCAGGAGUUCAUCGAAGGGGCCUUUGGGUCCGAUGAAACGCUGUGGGAUGCCGUGUCGCCGGCUACUGUUGAGGGCUCUGGUGGUGUCGAGGGCGGGUGGACAACUGGGCGUCUGGCUGUGUUGGCGCGGUCGUCGGGCGAUGGGCUUGUGGAUGCUGGGCAGCAGGAAGCAAUGAAACGGGUCCUUGGUCGCUGGGAACAUGGAGGUGGCAAGAGACGGGUGGAGACGCUCGCCCUUGAAGGUGACCAUGAUGAUGCCUGGGAGAAGGGUGACGAGCUCGCGAGGGCGAUUGCGUUCACGCUUGCUGAGCUCAAUGAUUUGUAG
Molecule: messenger RNA, 861 nt
Organism: Aspergillus clavatus NRRL 1
Lineage: Eukaryota; Fungi; Ascomycota; Eurotiomycetes; Eurotiales; Aspergillaceae
Product: arylformamidase
Exons: 2
Coding region: 1-861 (286 amino acids)
Molecular function (GO): arylformamidase activity
Source: RefSeq, a predicted model, not a curated record